Monopterus albus (swamp eel) is the source of this 2145-nucleotide messenger RNA. RefSeq names its product perforin-1-like. The transcript has 11 exons. Gene Ontology annotation, cellular component: membrane. The record is from RefSeq and is a predicted model, not a curated record. Gene Ontology annotation, biological process: defense response to virus; immunological synapse formation; T cell mediated cytotoxicity. Bases 327 to 1856 code for a protein of 509 amino acids. Gene Ontology annotation, molecular function: wide pore channel activity. Lineage: Eukaryota; Metazoa; Chordata; Actinopteri; Synbranchiformes; Synbranchidae.
UAUGGCCUAUAAACUUUAAAAACACCCUCCCUGCCGUCAGUUGUCAUUUCAGUGCUGCCGAUUGCAGCCCCACUCUAUACCAUUCAACUCCUGUUCAUCAGAUCAGUUUUCCAAAGAUCAGUAUCAGGAUCACCAGAUUCCUGCUCCAGCAUCACCAUCAGCAUCACCACGCGCCUCCAUCACGAGUCUUUCACCAUCAUCGGACUCCAACUCAUUUGAGAGUCUCUCGAGAGUCACACCACGUUUAGAGUUGACAUUUUCCUCAUCUCCAUCAAGAUACACAAAGCAGAAGUAUUUGAGAAACCCCCGCUGAGAAAGGACAAGCCAUGCUCUCCUUUUCACUUCCAUCCCCCCUCUACCUGAGUCUCCUCCUAUUUCUGUUAUACCACUCCCCUGUUCUCUCCUGUAAGACUGGGACACGCAGCGAAUGUGAGUCCGCUGCCUUUGUACCAGGCUACAACUUGGUGGGUGAGGGCUUUGAUGUCGUCACCAUGCAGCGGAAAGGAGCCUUCAUGAUUGAUUUCAUACCAAAAGACAACUGUACUCUCUGUUCCAACCCUUUUCAAGACAACAAGCUGCAGAAACUCCCUUCCUCUGGAACUGACUGGCGUGCAUCCAAUCAGUGCAAGGAGUACAACAGUAAACACACAGCUGUUAGCUCACUGAUGAACAAAUACACCGCUGAGGAGUUGUCAGGCAACAACUGGCAGGUUGGCCUAAAUUUAGGGGAGUCUGCCAACCUGCAGCUGCAAGGAACACUUUCCAAAGUGUAUAAGUUUGCUACAGAAAGGACCAGUGAAGACGAGUACACCUUCAGCACACACAGAAUCACCUGUACCUAUUACAGUUUCCGUGUGUCAUGCCAACCAUCUCUCAGUGCCGAGUUCAAAAGUGAUCUGGAAAGUCUGCCUAGUACAUAUGGUCCCGCCACCAAGGAACAGUACAGGAUGCUCAUUGAAACCUACGGCACACAUUAUAUCUACCAGGUUAAACUUGGGGGACGUCUCAGGCGAGUCAUAGCUGUACGUACCUGUUUGACCAAACUGAACGGGCUCUCUUCAGAUGAGGUGAACAGCUGCUUUUCACUGGGUAUCAAACUUGGCCUAGGGAAAAUCAGUCCAUCGGCUAUCAGUGAGACUUGCUCCAAAGUCCUCCAGAACCAGGACCUCACCGCCUUGUACAGCUCCCGUCUCUAUGCAUAUCACACAGAGGUGGCAGGAGGCACAGGAUGGGUGGGGGAGUUUUCACUCACCCAUAACAACUCUGUGGGCUUCAUGAAUUGGCUGGAAACGCUCAAAGAUCACCCUGAUGUUGUUGAGUACUUCCUUGUACCAAUGUACAGACUUGCACCACACAGACCACAGCUGAAAGAGGCCAUUGAGGAGUACAUAAAAGACAACGCUGUAAGAAAUUCAAACAGCAAAACAUGCACGCAGAGCCCUAACCUGGAUUCCAGUUGUUGUCCUAAACAAGCUUGGAGGGGAACACUGGAGGUGACCAUCAUCAGAGCCUGGGGUUUGAAAGGAGAUCUAACUGGCAAGACCGAAGGGUAUGCUAAGCUGUUCUUCGGUGGUUUCAGUGAAAGGACCAGAAUGAUCAGGUCAAACGACCCCCAAUGGAAUGAACGUUUUCAACUGGGCAAUGUGGACACGCACUCGAAUCUGUAUAUCGAAAUAUGGGACUUGGAUGUGAAGCACGAUGACCUCCUGGGGUCAUGUCAGAGGUCUCUGAUGCAGGGGACACACAGUCACACCUGCCACAUGAGAAUAGGCAGCUUCCAAUUCAGGUACACCUUGACCUGCGACCGUCACCUGACUGGAACCAUGUGCAACCAGUACACACCCACUCCGGUGUGAGAAAGGCAUUCUGAGGACCACACUGUUCUCUCAUGAAGUGUGAUAUCAGAUCUGUUAAUUACGUUCUUUACAUUGUCACUGAAUAUCCCAAAGGUUGUCAUUGAAUAUAUCCCAGGGUUUUUUCAGAAAUAUCAGCUAUCAACAGUUAUGUGUUGCAGUGGGGUUAAAUUAGUGGUUAGAAGUAUAUUUACAUUAUAAUGUAAGUUAUGUGUUUACUACUUAAAACACAAGUUGAGAGUGAAUGUACUUUUCUCAGAGGUGGGGCUAUCCUUUACAUAUUCAUCACAGA